AGAGGGGUAACAUUUUGGCGUCAGUGGCAAACGUCAUUGUGCUUGCAUCACAUCACAAUUCACAAAACUGCCACCAAAGAGAAAGCUCUGUCUCUCCCACAACUUAUUCUGUCGCAAACAUUCGACCCACCAACAAUGGCCACAAUCACCACAAGAACUCUUCUUUUCCUAUAUUGCAGCACCCAGGCACUGGGGCUGAGCCAAGAAGCCGCCAACCUUGCACGUGGUCGCAUCUUUGAGGCUGUCUCGUCGCCCUCUGGGAAAUUGACGAUUAGCCCGGAACUAGUCAUUCCAGAUCCGUCCGAUCCUACGGCUAUUUUGUUGCAGACCAAUGCCAUCAACACGUUGAGUGGAAGAAUUCGCACUGCCAAAGCCAAUGCGGCUUGGAUUACAGGCGGUGUCAGUGCCAUUUCCACAUUUGCGGGAGAGCAAGAGGCUGCGCGGGGUGGUUUUCCAGGUCCCGUGCCCUUGAUUUUCUGCGGCAAUACUAAUAAUGACGAUAUUGCUGCACUGGCCGAGGCAGGAGCCAGUGGAGUAACUGUGCCAGUGUGUGGAGGAACCGAAUUGACGUCGCUGGAAGACCUAUCGGGAGAAUGGACAUCGAUCUGUCAAACCUGCGUCGACGCCGGUAUUCAACCCAUUCCAGAAGUAACACUCGCGGGGGCGUUGGCGGAAAAUUUGGGAGAAGAUGAUGUGGAAAGUUUGGUGGAACAACUGUCUACUGCUGCAGGCAUGGACCCUGUGGCUGUGUUAUUGACUAUGAAUCCACUUGCGAGUGACAACGAAGAUGACGAAGAUGACGACAGUCGUGACGAGCCCGUGCCACUCCCAUCCAUCCCCAAGAAAUUGGGCAAGAAAAUCCCCAUUUUGGGCUCUGUUCGUGUCACAGCCGGACAAAAUCGUCUCACUACGGAAUCGCAACGUUUGAAGCAAGCUGGAUUUACCGGUGUCGUCCUUCGCAGUGAUUGCGUCCCUGGAUUCCGACUCAACCCCGAUCUCGACGUGGUGGGUCUGUUUUGGGCUGCCGUUAUUGGGGAAUUAAAGUCCACACGGAGCAAAUCCUUUGAAUUCAAUAGUCGCAACAAUAUGGAAAAGAGCAUGGGUGCCGAAUGGGCCAAGUACCAGACCAACGUCAUUGAAUCCGGUGCCUUGGGAGAUCCAAAUGACUCGUACUCCGUGGUCGAUGACAGCGUUGGUGAAUACAAGGGAUUUGCUUAGGCCUAAUAAAAUGGAAGCAAAAUGAAACGUAUGAUGAUCGCACAAAAGGCAACGUCUUUUCGCAAACAAAAAUGAAAAAUCCAAUUGGACAAUCAAUGUAUUUUAAAAUAUUCGGAAUGAAGAAAGAGCUAGGAACGUGAAGAAAUCGACUUUCUCUCUCUCGAACUCUCUAGAAAGGCUGCUGGCAGCCUGCUUGUAUUUCAUGAUUUCAUUUUUACAUAGUAGAACACACUCCACGU
Messenger RNA from Seminavis robusta, 1457 nucleotides. The record is from the annotation of a GenBank genome assembly. NCBI's taxonomy places the organism in Eukaryota, Bacillariophyta, Bacillariophyceae, Naviculales, Naviculaceae.